ACUCCAAAAUUUAAAAUUUAAUUAUUUGCACAUAACAUAAUUUCUUUCUUAAUCACAAUAAUAAAAAUGAAUCCUGAAUGUAAUCAAGAAAUGCAAGUAGCAAUAGAAGAUAUUGAAGAAAUAUAUGAAAACAUACCAAUAUUGAAAUACACAUUAGAAAAUCCAUCUCAGAAUCUAAAUCACAAAUUAAAGUUGUCUUAUGUUAUAAAUGAACCAACUGCCCCUCUUCCUUUAUUUGGUGGAAUUUUUUCAACUUUUGGAGUAGAAAAAAAUACAAAUAUAAAAUAUUACAACUAUAUGGAUUAUUUAAAGCAAAAACCACCCAUUACUAAUAACCAAAAUAAAAACAAUAUAAAUCAAAACAAUUUUAAUCAAACAAAUAGUAUUUAUAAUCAUUUUAAUAAUAAUAAUUUAAAUAAUUAUUUUUAUAAUAAUAAUAAUAAUAUGAAUAAUGUAAAUAAUAACAAUAAUAUAUAUAAUGACUACAACUGUACAACAACAACAAUAACAACAACAACAACUACUACAACUACAGUAGAGCCACAAAAUAUAAACAACACUGAUGUUCAAUGCCAAGAUCAAGUUUUUACUGAAAUUAGUGAUAUAGAACAAUCAGAAAUGGAGCUUAUGACUCUAGAGACUCUACGUUCUGUUUUUUUAAACAACCAAAGAUAAAAGCUAUUUUAAAUAAAACCUGUAUAUAAAUGUAUUUUUUGUAGAUAAAAUCUUUAAUAAAAAUAAAAACCUUUGAAUUUAAAUUUUAU
This is a messenger RNA of Dictyostelium purpureum, 764 nucleotides long. RefSeq lists its product as uncharacterized. Lineage: Eukaryota; Evosea; Eumycetozoa; Dictyosteliales; Dictyosteliaceae. The record is from RefSeq and is a predicted model, not a curated record. The transcript has 2 exons. The coding region runs from base 67 to 675 and encodes 202 amino acids.